This is a messenger RNA of Emiliania huxleyi CCMP1516, 510 nucleotides long. RefSeq lists its product as hypothetical. NCBI's taxonomy places the organism in Eukaryota, Haptophyta, Isochrysidales, Noelaerhabdaceae. The transcript is spliced from 5 exons. The coding region runs from base 1 to 510 and encodes 169 amino acids. The record is from RefSeq and is a predicted model, not a curated record.
AUGAUGCGAGCGGCCGGGCAAGGCGAGCGCCGGCCAGGCUGCGGCGAGGCCGCACUGCCGACGUUAAGUCUCGCUGCCACCGCUGUUGCUAUUGCUUUGGCGGCGACAAGCGCCGUCUCUGCGGCGAGUGUCGCGGAGGAGCAAGGGCCGUUUGGCGGCUGCCGUCUUGGAUGCAGCCUUCGCGUCUACCUGGACCGCCGGGCCCGCGCAUUGCGCUUUGUGCUGCGGCGUUUCGGCCUGCUGCUGCCGGGCCGCGGCUUCUUCGGCUCUGUCGCGGGGCUCCUGGCUGCGGAGCAGACCAUCCCAAGAGCGCGUUUGCUGCCUCGAGCCAUCAUGGCGGUCUUGGCGUUGCUCCUGCUCGACGGGUUUGUCCGGCCCUUUAACCCACCAACUCCUAACACUCACUGGCUGCGCUACUCGUGCGACUCGAACGCUAUGCGGCGGGAGUACGGCAAUCACUGUUCAAAGCUGCGAGGCGGCCCGGUGGGCGCAAAAGCGCGCGCCCACUGA